Colletotrichum higginsianum IMI 349063 is the source of this 1065-nucleotide messenger RNA. RefSeq lists its product as uncharacterized. The record is from RefSeq and is a predicted model, not a curated record. Lineage: Eukaryota; Fungi; Ascomycota; Sordariomycetes; Glomerellales; Glomerellaceae. Bases 1 to 1065 code for a protein of 354 amino acids. The transcript is spliced from 2 exons.
AUGUUUCCCGCCGCCCAGCGAAUCCUGUUGUCGGCCCUGACGGCGGCGACGACAGUCCUCCUCUCCGCCACACCGGCGUCCGCCGCCGCCGUCGCAGCCGCUCCCCCCGCUGCCGCCGCCGCCGCCGCCGUUCACCUCCGGCAGGCUGCUAUUCCCGUCAACGACUGGAUCACCAUCGACUCAAACGGCCAUGCCAAGACCAUCACGCCCUCCGUCGUCACCAGCAACGGGGCACUCACAACCAUCAGUCCGCCCCCCUACUCGCUGACGGGUUCCGUCUUCACCGUCACCGCAACCUCGGGCAGCGCACUCACGACGAGCACCGGCGCGCCGCCGCCGCCACAGGCGAGCAACACGCUGGGCUAUGGCGGCGUCUUCCCCGUCUGCAACAACAGGGUCGGCAAUGACUCUCCCUUCUGCUUCCCGGGACGGGGCAACACUCUGCACGUGGAGUCGACGUACUACAUCACCUGGGACACGACCUUCUUCGCAGACCCAGCCACCCCCGUCGUCAUCAUCGGCUUCGAUGUCGACAAUGGCGUCACCGACAGCGCGCCCGCCUUCUCCGUCACGAACCUCGUCGGCGGCGACGGCUGGGUGCCCUGGACCCCACGCGUCAGGGACCUCGAAGACCGCGACUCCAACAACAUGACCAUCAUCCUCGUCUACAGCGACCCGGAAACGGGCGAGGAGAUGAACAAGACGGGCCCCGUCUUCACCGUCCGCGCCACCGUCGACACUGACCCCUCGAGCUCGCGGCCGAACCUGCUCGCCAUCGUCCUACCCGUCAUCCUCAUCUCCCUCGCCAUCGCCGCCGUCAUGCUCUGGCUGUACAUCCGACGCCGCAGGCGCCACGCCGCCGCCGCCGCCGCCGCGCUGGAACGACAGAGCGUUCCCUACACGCCCACGAAGGGCCAAGCCCAGGCCCAGGCCCGCGACAUGACGCAUGCCCACAAGGGCAGCGCCGACAUCCAGCCGGGGCCGACGAGUCCUUCCUUGGACGAGUCUCCGGGGAGGAACGUGUUCCAGGACGAGGUCCGUAGACAGGACCGCGAGAGAAAGUAG